UUGUGCUGGCACAUCGCUAUUGAAUAUAGAUCAGUCACAGCUCCACGAUCAGAGGCACAUUCUAGAAAAAUAUCCAUAUCCAGAUUAUUAAUUGUAUUGUUCUUGACCUUCCUCUGCUUAACUUUUGCUUUGCAAUAACCUUUAUUCUUUAAGCAAAGACCUAAUCUUUAAUUCCAAUUCUCUUUACUCUUUGUACAACUCCAUACACCUCAAUUUUUCCGGAGUCUAGACCUUUUCUUUUUUCUUUUAAUUUCUGAUUUCGUUUGCGAUUGAUAAUAAUAUUGAUUUUCUUGAAUCGGAACUCGUAAGUUGAAAUAGGAAAAGAAAGCGAGAUGGCAGAUGUGAUUAGCCAGACCAGUUUGAUUUUGCCGUGUGUUGGUCAUCAGAGUCGACAUGGGGUGGCGGUUUUUCCGAGUAAAUCGCCAAUUUCUUUAUCUGCUACGAGGUAUUCAUCUUUGAAACUCCAAAACACAGCUCUCGCAUCGUCUUCAUCUUUGGUAGGAACCGAAUUUUUCGCCCGUGGAAACAUCGGAGCCAUCAGACGAAAUCCUCGACCACCGCCUCCUAAUGCCCACGUGGGCUUUGCAAUUGGGAAAGCUCAGAAGUGGUGGGAGAAAGGGGUUCUACCUAAUAUGAAAGAGGUGACUGGUGCCCAAGACCUGGUUGACUCCCUUUUGCAUGCUGGGGAUAAACUUGUUGUAGUUGAUUUCUUUUCCCCCGGCUGUGGAGGUUGCAAAGCUCUUCAUCCCAAGAUAUGUCAAUUGGCGGAGAUGAAUCCGCACGUGCAGUUCCUGCAGGUUAAUUAUGAUGAGCACAAGGCUAUGUGCUAUGCUCUUAAUAUCCAUGUCCUUCCCUUCUUCCGCUUUUAUAGAGGUGCUCAUGGUCGUCUGUGCAGUUUUAGUUGUACCAAUGCCACGAUCAAGAAAUUUAAAGAUGCUCUGGCGAAGCACAGUCCGGAUCGUUGCAGCUUGUGUCCCACCAAAGGGCUGGAGGAGAAGGAGCUACUUGCUCUCUCAGCUAAUAGGGAUCUAUCCUUCGUCUAUGAUCCAUUACCUAAGGAAGAGCGACAAGUAUUUGUUCCUGAAAGGGAGAGGGAAGAGAUUUUAAGUGCAGUAACAUCACCAUUGUCUCAUGAAGCGAUACUCCCCCUCUCUCUUCCCCUCCCCCUUCCCCUUCCGCUUCCAUCCACUACUCGAUAAAGGCGACUCGAAACUUGAGGCACCUCGUCUUUGGGGAAGAUUGUUCAGUUAGUAUUUUAGGCGGCUGGAUCCAAGUGCCUUCCCUCAUGUACAGAACUCGAGGAAACUGAUCUUCUCCAGAAGAUUAUUCAGUCUUUUUAGGUGGUCAGAGCCCAACUUCUUUCCCUCUUUGUGCAGAUGUAUGUUAUCUUCUAGUGUAAAUUAUGUUGGUGAAGGGCGAUAAACAAACGAAAAUGCUAUAUGCAAGGCAUGUAGAUGUUUAAACCUUAUUAUUGCAAGCUUUGAGAUCUUUUUUUUGGGAUCCGAACUUGCAAAGUGGAAUGUAUAAAACAUGAACGUGCUGCGAAUCUCAGCUUUCUUUUAACGUCAAUGUAGUUCGAUAUUUCUACUGUA
Molecule: messenger RNA, 1592 nt
Organism: Olea europaea var. sylvestris
Lineage: Eukaryota; Viridiplantae; Streptophyta; Magnoliopsida; Lamiales; Oleaceae
Product: thioredoxin-like 1-1, chloroplastic
Exons: 5
Coding region: 333-1199 (288 amino acids)
Biological process (GO): cell redox homeostasis
Source: RefSeq, a predicted model, not a curated record